Molecule: messenger RNA, 857 nt
Organism: Colias croceus (clouded yellow)
Lineage: Eukaryota; Metazoa; Arthropoda; Insecta; Lepidoptera; Pieridae
Gene: UbcE2H
Product: ubiquitin-conjugating enzyme E2 H
Exons: 5
Coding region: 146-730 (194 amino acids)
Biological process (GO): protein polyubiquitination; ubiquitin-dependent protein catabolic process
Cellular component (GO): nucleus
Molecular function (GO): ubiquitin conjugating enzyme activity
Source: RefSeq, a predicted model, not a curated record
CUAUGGUACGUGUCCAUUGUUUUUCUACAAUGUUAUUUUUCUGACUGCUGCUGGUGGACGAAAAUUUUGUUCUCGCUGCGUCGAGAGUGAGUUUGUGCUAGUGUUCGUGUUCGAUACAGUGAUUUAUUUGCAAUAGAUCACGAAGAUGUCGUCACCGAGCGCUGGAAAACGUCGUAUGGACACAGACGUCAUAAAACUCAUUGAAAGUAAACACGAGGUGACGAUACUGGGCGGCCUGAAUGAGUUCUGCGUAAAAUUCUUCGGACCCGCCGGCACUCCCUACGAGGGCGGCGUGUGGCGGGUGCGCGUGCACCUCCCGGACCACUACCCCUUCAAGUCGCCGUCCAUCGGCUUCAUGAACAAGGUCUACCACCCCAAUAUAGAUGAGGUGUCCGGAACUGUUUGUCUGGACGUUAUCAAUCAAGCGUGGACCGCGCUUUACGACCUAUCAAAUAUAUUCGAAUCGUUCCUGCCGCAACUGCUGACGUACCCCAACCCGAUCGACCCGCUCAACGGGGACGCCGCCGCCAUGUACCUCCACAAACCCGAGGAGUACAAGAAGAAAGUUUCAGAUUACGUGCGAAGAUUCGCAACGGAAGAGGCCCUGCUCGAGAAGGACGCGAUCACGGGCACGGGCGCCACGUCCGCGCCCGCGAACGGCGCCACAAGCGACACGGAGUCCUCCAUGUCGGAGUUCAGCGACGACGAGGCGCACGACAUGGAGUUAUAACGCCCGCAGCGCUCGCUCGCCCGCACCCCCCCCACGUACCGCCCUGUACCGCUCACGUGCCAAGCGUUGUGAUUCGUAUUUCGAAUUUGGAUUGUCGAAAAUUGUAGAUGCCCGGUUCUUUUGAAUU